AUGUUCCGGAUAUUUGCGAGUAGCAACUUUGCUUCUGGUGUACUCGACCAUGGUGGAAUAUAUAUAGACCCCUCAGCGGAACAGUACGGCCGAGCACAGGGACUUCGUCCGGUAGCGACCUACCCACAAGAUGAUAGUCUUCGAUGCGCGGACGAAGAACAUGAGGAAGUCAUUGGCCAGCAGUACCGCGCGCAUCUCGCAAGGCUCCACGACUACGAUGAUUUGGGCGACCUCAGAUCUGAGGCUUAUAUUCGCACACUUCACAACAUCUGCUUCGAGGAGCUGCGCAAACGAGGAGGCCCAGCAAUCUUCCUUGGGAUCGACGACAUCGAAUUCGCAGCGGUCGAGCAGCAAGUCGUGGACACCGUUAAGGCGGGAUUAGACAGGGUGAGAAACAACUUUGACUGCAUCCUUUGGUCCGACACGAAUCCGUUGCGCUUCAGGGAAUACGAGAAGGUUACACGAAACUGUAUGGGUCAGGGUCAUAUGGCAGCACUUGAAGCCCUGGAGCAGAUGUCUGGAGCCCAGCUAGCUGGUGGAAAGAGGGCAGAUUCGUAG
Messenger RNA from Dothidotthia symphoricarpi CBS 119687, 558 nucleotides. RefSeq lists its product as uncharacterized. Lineage: Eukaryota; Fungi; Ascomycota; Dothideomycetes; Pleosporales; Dothidotthiaceae. The transcript has a single exon. The coding region runs from base 1 to 558 and encodes 185 amino acids. The record is from RefSeq and is a predicted model, not a curated record.